This is a messenger RNA of Glossina fuscipes, 1608 nucleotides long. It is a transcript of the gene Cep89, whose product is annotated as protein Cep89 homolog. The coding region runs from base 4 to 1608 and encodes 534 amino acids. The record is from RefSeq and is a predicted model, not a curated record. Lineage: Eukaryota; Metazoa; Arthropoda; Insecta; Diptera; Glossinidae. The transcript is spliced from 2 exons. Gene Ontology annotation, biological process: mitochondrion organization; chemical synaptic transmission; cilium assembly. Gene Ontology annotation, cellular component: centriole; ciliary transition fiber.
UUUAUGAAAUCAAUGACUGCAACGCAAUCGAGACAUCAAUUUAUUAUCACUGAUUUGGAUCAAUCGGACACUCAAGAAAUGGGGGCAGCAGCAACAGCAACAACAUCGGCGGGCCUUGGCAAUGAAAAACAAUGCAAAACGCAUAAAAGACGCAUAAAGGACAAAACGUUACACACGUUGUCGGGCAACUUUAGUCGAAGGUCGCAAAGUGUUGAAUGUUGUGUUCAAGAACGUUUGGCAGGCAAGCCGCCACAAAGGACCUCAAAAGUGACGAAUUAUUUCAAUGAGCUGCUGCAAUCGAAGGAUCAACAAAUGGAAAAACUAUUAGAACGUUUAGCUAUUUUGCAUAAAUUCAAUGAACAGUUCGCCGAUGAAAAUCAACGUCUCCUAAAUGAAGCCAAAUUAUUGCAACAGCAGAUUGCUUCGUUGCAACGACAAAUCGCCGAAUGUGAACGUUGCCGUAGUCUAGAGAAUGAUUUAUUAAAAAAGGCUGAGGACAAUAAACAAUUAACUGCCGAUGUCGAGAUGAUGAAAACUUUAACAUUUCGUUUAAAUGUACAAAUCGAAUACUAUCAGGAUAUGAUCAGGCGGAAAAAGCUUAACGAAGAAGGUGCAAAGUCUUCCAAUGUUUCCCCCCAUCAAGCCAAAUCGAACGUACCGGAGUGGCCGGAAGGUCAAGUUCGUGGACAUACCUUAGAUCCUUUAUUAAAAGCAUACGAUGAGAUGUUGCGCGAUAAAGAAGAAUUAAUCAAACAAUACUCGGAGGAAUUCGAACAAUUUGCAGGAGAUUUUAAGCGAAUAUUGGAAGAAAACGACCGACUGCAACAGCAAACCGAAACACUUCGACGGGAUGGAGGCAAUUGGCGCGAGGAGAAGACAUGUUUACAGGCUCAGUUGGAUGUGUGCCGGCAAAAGGCUGAGGUGCAAACUAAAAAAACCGAAUUGACAAAAGAGAAGCUAGUCGAGGUUAUGCAUACCUAUGAGCAAAAAAUCCAAACAUUGCUCUUGGAUAUGCAACACAUGCAAUCGGCGUAUACGCGUUGUAAGGGCGAACUGGCCGCAUUGAAAAGUGCCGCUGCUAUCCCGCAAGAUACCAUAGCUAACUCUUUAAAAGAAUGCAAGGAGCUAUUGGAACAAUUAAGGAAUCAACACAGCAAGGAGAAGAUGACACUGGAACAGACAAUAGUCGAAUUAAAUGAACAUGCCACGGAAACUGUUCGAAAAUUGGAACAAUUGAAAUCGGAAAAUGCGACACUUACGAGCAAAUUCAGCGACUUAGAGGCGCAAGCGGAAGAGCAAAAGAAACGUUGUACGCAAUUGCAGAAGGAAAGCGAGAAAUUGAAGCGUUCGCGUGACAGCCUUAAGGCUCGAUUACGAAUUGCCCUGCAGUGGACUCAUAAACUUGAAGCAGGUCAGACAAAUCUCCAGCAUACUUGGGAUGCCUUAAAGCGCCUUGAAACUAUGGUCAGGCAUAAGGAAUCUCAAGUGCGGGGUCUGCAUACCAGGCAUUUAGAGGAAAUCGAUAAAAUGGAAAAGAAAUUGGCUCAAAGGGAAGAAACCAUACGUAACAUAUUACGUGACCGGCUUACUAUUAAAACAAAAUCGUAA